AUGAAGGAAAUAGACCUGCUCCCAGACUCCAUCCUGAACAACAGAGCGUCAGCUGGAGACAAGAAUAGGCAGCGGUUCCGGAACCAAACUGCUACUCUGCUGUGCCCGGAAGGCCUCCAGAUGAGCCUCUUGCCUCCGGACUAUACAGAUGAAACAUGUGCCUCAUUCACCAAACUGAGCCUUCACAGUGCCGUGGUUGGGACCGGGCUAGAGGUGAGGCUGCUGCUCUACACGGGGAUCAACAAGGACUGUGCACAAAUCAUCAACUCUACAUUUCUGGGGAACUUGAAAGUCACCAAGAAAACCACCUUCAUCAUCCAUGGGUUCAGGCCCACAGGCUCCCCUCCAGUGUGGAUGGAUGAUUUAGUCCAAGCGUUGCUCUUGGUCAAAGACAUGAAUGUGAUCGUGGUGGACUGGAACCGAGGUGCCACCACUGUCGUAUAUAACCAUGCCUCAGGGAAGACCAGGAAGGUGGCAGAGAUCCUGAAGACCUUCAUUGACCGGAUGCUGGAAGAAGGUGCUUCCCUUGAUGACGUUUACAUGAUUGGAGUAAGCCUCGGUGCCCACAUCGCUGGGUUUGUUGGAAAGAUGUACAGUGGGCAGCUGGGGAGAAUCACAGGCCUGGACCCUGCGGGCCCUUUAUACAACGGGAAGCCUCCGGAGGACAGAUUAGAUCCUGGGGAUGCUCACUUCGUCGACGUCAUCCAUUCCGACAUUGAUGCUCUGGGCUACAAAGAACCUUUAGGAAACAUAGACUUUUACCCAAAUGGAGGAACAGAUCAACCCGGUUGUCCCAAAACAAUAUUUAGCGGUGCACAAUAUUUUAAGUGUGAUCACCAGAGGUCUGUCUUCCUGUACCUUUCAUCCCUGAGAGAGAACUGCAAUGUCACCGCCUACCCCUGUGACUCCUACCGGGAUUAUAAGAAUGGCAAAUGCAUCACAUGUGGCCUGCCUUACUUGAGGCCCUGCCCGCUGCUGGGCUAUUAUGCUGAUACUUGGAAGGACUAUUUAUGGGAGAAAGAUCCUCCUAUGACGAAAGCAUUCUUUGACACCGAUGAGAAGCAGCCGUUCUGUGUAUAUCAUUACUUUGUGGAUAUUUUGACUUGGAACAAGAACAUAAGAAAAGGUUACAUCACCAUCAAACUGACAGACAAAGCCGGGAGCACCACAGUAUCCAAAAUCAAGCAUGAACCCACAACCUUUCAGAAAUACCACCAAGUGAGCAUGCUUGCAAGAUUUAAUCAAGAUCUGGAGAAAGUGGCAAACAUCUCCUUGAUAUUCUCUACAGGGUCUACCAUAGGCCCAAAGUACAAACUUCGGAUUAUUCGAAUGAAAUUACGAUCACUUGUUCAUCCUGACAGGCCUCACUUGUGUCGAUACGAUGUAGUGCUGUUGGAAAACGUGGAAACGUUCUUCAACCCUGUUUCUUGCCCAAAGUUGCUGCUGCAGCUGUGA
Messenger RNA from Sorex fumeus (smoky shrew), 1455 nucleotides. RefSeq names its product lipase H (gene LIPH). The transcript has 10 exons. Lineage: Eukaryota; Metazoa; Chordata; Mammalia; Eulipotyphla; Soricidae. Gene Ontology annotation, molecular function: lipase activity; carboxylic ester hydrolase activity. Gene Ontology annotation, biological process: lipid metabolic process. Bases 1 to 1455 code for a protein of 484 amino acids. The record is from RefSeq and is a predicted model, not a curated record.